Psylliodes chrysocephalus is the source of this 351-nucleotide messenger RNA. NCBI's taxonomy places the organism in Eukaryota, Metazoa, Arthropoda, Insecta, Coleoptera, Chrysomelidae. The record is from the annotation of a GenBank genome assembly.
AUGAAAAAUGCUAACAAACAGGAUCAGUGGCAAACAUUGGGAAUACCAUCACAAGUGGUUACAAACAAAGCCAAGAAACCUAAAUGUCGUCCCAUUAACAUAACAAGAGCAAGUUUGCGAGGUAAAAGCGAUUUAAACGAUAAAUGUGCCAUUUGCCUCACGCUUUUUAAAAACUACAGAGCAAGAGGUGACUGGAUUGAAUGUGUGCAGUGCAAAAAGUGGAUUUGUGGUAUUUGCAAUUCAGAAAGCACCGAUCCAUUUUAUGUGUGUCCUGCUUGCGAAGACUCAGACGACGAUCAGGAUGAACCAUUUUCCGAUAACAGCGAGGAUUUUAAAACCUUUAAUCCUUAA